This is a messenger RNA of Alternaria arbusti, 2490 nucleotides long. RefSeq lists its product as uncharacterized. Bases 1 to 2490 code for a protein of 829 amino acids. Gene Ontology annotation, molecular function: ATP binding; RNA binding. Gene Ontology annotation, cellular component: catalytic step 2 spliceosome; intracellular anatomical structure. Gene Ontology annotation, biological process: spliceosomal complex disassembly. The record is from RefSeq and is a predicted model, not a curated record. NCBI's taxonomy places the organism in Eukaryota, Fungi, Ascomycota, Dothideomycetes, Pleosporales, Pleosporaceae. The transcript has a single exon.
AUGGAUUCCAAGCGCCGCAAGACCGGCGACCAGGAUGUCAGCGCCUUGAGGUUGGCGUCGCGCCAGAAAUACCUUGCCGAACGCGAAGCGCAACAACUCGCCCUACUCCGCCGCCAGGUCGCCGAAGAAGCAGAAGAGGAGGAGAGGCUGGGCAACAAGCUGAGCGAGAGAGAAAGAGCCGAGUUUAAGAAGAAUCGUCAGACCCUGGAACUGGCCGAGGCGCGAAAUGCCAUCGACGAUUCCGGUUCUGGCUUCCAAAUUCCCGACGCCGAGUACUCGAAUAAAAACGAAGCUCUUACUCGCAGACACAAGGACACAGAUGUCGAUUACAAGAGCGAGUAUUCAAUCUGGGAGCAAGAUCAAAUGUCUAAGAUAAAAAGUCAACAACCCAAGGCUGCCGAUACCCGAGAGCAGGACUGGGAAUACGUCUUCGAUCCAUCGCAGAACGUAGCAUACGAUGGACCUAUAGUAGACCUCGAGAAGCAGAGACUGGAGGCGCUCGUGGACGAAGCAGAGAAGCAUGCCGCCUCGAUCGAUGAAGUUCGCCGUUCAUUACCGAUCUACCAAUACAAGGAUGAAUUCAUAAAGGCCCUACAGACUGAGCAGAUACUCAUUGUCACCGCUGAGACAGGCUCCGGGAAGACGACCCAGAUGACCCAAUUUUUGCGCGAUGCUGGCUACGCGAAAAAGGGGCGGAUUGGCUGUACGCAACCGAGACGCGUGGCAGCUAUGAGUGUUGCUAAGCGCGUUGCAGAAGAAGCUGGUGUUCGUCUGGGUAAGGAAGUUGGAUACAAGGUCCGUUUCGAGGAGGCGUUCAGCGAGGCUACUGAAAUUGUUUACCUCACGGAUGGUCUUCUUCUGAAGACCGCUUUAACGUCCCCUCUACUGGAAGAGUACUCGGUCAUUGUACUGGACGAGGCGCACGAAAGGACCAUCGCUACGGACGUGUUGAUGGUCUUAACACGGGAGAUUACCCGAUGCCGACCGGAUUUUCGUCUUAUCAUCUCCUCGGCCACUCUCAACGCUCAAUUCUUCUCUUCCUACUUCGAUAACAGUUCAAUUUUGUCUGUUCCAGGCCGAACCUUUCCGGUCCAGAAACUCUACACGUCGUCACCGGAGGCCAACUAUCUGAGCGCGGCCUUAACUACGUUCUGGCAGCUACACGCCAGCCAGCCACAAGGUGAUGUACUCAUUUUCUUUACCGGAGAGGAUGAGAUCAUACAGGCCGCAGAGUCUAUCGAGUCUACUGCCAAAAAGCUCGGAAACAGAAUGGCCCCUGUCGUGGUAGCACCAUUGUACGGCGCUUUAGAGUCGUCCCAGCAAGCCGCGAUCUUCUCAGUCCCUCCACCUAACGCUCGUAAGGUCGUGCUCUCUACAAAUCUGGCCGAGACAUCUUUGACCAUAGACGGCAUCGUUUAUGUCAUCGAUUCUGGUUUGGUCAAACAAAAACGAUAUGACAGCAGACUUGCUACAGAGACUCUAUCUGUGGUACCCACCUCACAAGCUAGCGCCAAUCAACGUGCUGGGCGUGCUGGACGUACGGGUCCCGGACUUUGUUUCCGUUUAUACACCAAAUACGCGUUUUACAACGAAUUGCCGGCUCAGACAGAGCCAGAGAUACUACGCAGCAAUCUGGACAGUUUGAUACUUAUGCUGAAGUCCAUGAACAUCCACGAUAUCCUGAACUUCGAAUUUCCAUCUCCCCCUCAUGGCGACGCGAUGAUAGCAUCUCUAGAAAUGCUAUAUGCUUUGGGUUUUCUGAACAGUGAAGGACAGGUCACGAAACUGGGUCGAAAGGCUAGCGAACUGCCAUUGGAUCCGAAACUAGCGAAGGCUCUGCUGGCUGCUGACAGCCACGGAUGUAUUGAUGAGAUGGUCACGCUUGUAGCCAUGGUGUCCGAAGGGAAUACCUUGUUCUUUGCCCCAAAAGACAAGAAAGCUGCAGCAGACCUUGCACGCCAGAGAUUUGCAUCAGAGCAUGGGGACAUGAUUUCACUUCUGAACCUUUGGAACGAGUUUGAGGAGACAGGCUUCAGCAAAAGUUGGUGUCAGGAUAAUUUCGUUCAGUAUCGGUCGCUCAAUCGCGUGGGCGAUGUUCGAGAUCAGCUGUUCAGACUUUGUGACAAGGUCGAGAUAGAGAGGAGUAGCUGUGGGUCAGCUGAUCACGUCAAGAUCAUGAAGAGUUGGACUUCGGCAUACUUCGCCAAUACUGCCCGGCUGAACAAGGAUGGCAUGAGCUAUCGCUGCCUUUCCUCGCGCAAUCAAGUCUGGAUCCACCCAUCCUCCUGUCUGAGAGACAAGCGGCCACGUUUGGUAUGCUACUUCGAGCAGGUGGAGACUUCAAAGUCGUGGAUGCGUACUGUCGCUCCAAUUGAAGCAUCAUGGCUCAGUGAACUAGCUCCUCACUUCUUCAAUAAGGGACAGCUUGACGAUCUGGACGUCGGCAAGAAGAUGAGCAAGGGUGUUGGGAAGGUGGGUGUUGAUCGCUGA